AUGUCCCGUGCUUCCAAGCUCACGCUGCUGGGCACGUCCCUCUUUGCCGCCUCGACUGUGGCCUUUGUCCACUUCCAGCAAGAAGCCGAGAAGACUGUAAGACCGUCGUCGAUGCGAACAGGACAUGCCAGAAGACCGCCACUAACUGGACAGGCCAUGCACCAAGGUGUCGUGCGCGACAUGGAGCAGCAGCGCAUCAAGCAGGAGCGGCAGCUGGACUUUGACAUGCAGCGGGCACUCGAGCUCCAGUACAAACAGGAGCAGUCGGUGCACGAUGCCAUUGCCGCGGCAGACGCAGCAGAGGCAAAAGAGAAAGGAAAGGGGGCAUAG
This is a messenger RNA of Sporothrix schenckii 1099-18, 330 nucleotides long. Its product is annotated as cytochrome c oxidase assembly protein. The transcript has a single exon. The coding region runs from base 1 to 330 and encodes 109 amino acids. The record is from RefSeq and is a predicted model, not a curated record. Lineage: Eukaryota; Fungi; Ascomycota; Sordariomycetes; Ophiostomatales; Ophiostomataceae. Gene Ontology annotation, cellular component: mitochondrion. Gene Ontology annotation, biological process: mitochondrial respiratory chain complex IV assembly.